This is a messenger RNA of Gastrolobium bilobum, 1960 nucleotides long. RefSeq names its product probable mediator of RNA polymerase II transcription subunit 26c. Gene Ontology annotation, cellular component: nucleus. Bases 523 to 1602 code for a protein of 359 amino acids. NCBI's taxonomy places the organism in Eukaryota, Viridiplantae, Streptophyta, Magnoliopsida, Fabales, Fabaceae. The record is from RefSeq and is a predicted model, not a curated record. The transcript has 9 exons.
GGGUGGUGGUAUUGGUCACGACCAGGUUCACCUCUCGGCCUUACCAUACCACUGUACAUAAAAACAACCUUCAAAUUAACAAAACUUACAAUCAAAUUUUUGAAAGGUAAAAAUAAAAAUAAAAAUAAAAAUUGAGGGUUUUCUUUUCGGAUAUACUCCUUCAUCUGUACGAUCCUGUUUUCCAUUAUCCACAACUUGAAAGUCAGCAUCUGCAUCAAUCACAAUUCUUUCUUCACUUUCCAGAUCUAUGCCGUUUUUGCGGCUAUUACUACCUCGUCGUUUCGAUCUACCGGUUGCCGUUUCCAUGGCUCGUGACGCAGCACCACCUCGUUUCCGUUUAGAUCGCGUGAUGUAACUUUCGAACCUAACCUUUUGCUUCGAAAAGCAUUCGAAACGGAACAAGGAUCUUUCUUCGAUUCUCUUUGUGCGUUUGUUAGCGUUUUCUUCUUCACCUGAAAAGAAAAGAAAAAAACUCUUCUUCACUAAAUCGUUGUCUCCGAUUGAUUGAUUUUUGCUUCGAGUAUGGAUUUGGACGAUUUCCGAUCCAUAUUGGAGACGGCUGGCGUCGACGUGUGGAUGUUCAUUGACACCGCAAUCGCCGUCGCUUCAGCCGAUUACGACGGCGAAUUGAAGCACCGGAGAGACGGAAUCGUCGAGCGCCUCUACGCCGCGACUUCCGCUCCACCGCAGUGCCGGAAUUGCGAAGGAAACCACCGUCUCAAUACCAAUGGCCACCAAGUGAAGAAACAGAGCAGCCCUAGCCCCAGCCCUGAACGACAACAACAACACCAACACCAACAUCGUGGUGCCUCUUCCCCCGCAACGCCGCAGUCUCUCGGAAACGACAACGACAACCACGACGAGUUAGAUCCUUACGGUGGCUUGUUCGAUGAUGAGCAGAAGAAGAUUCUAGAGAUUAAAGAGCAACUCGAAGAUCCUGACCAGUCUGAAGAUUCUUUGGUGGAGUUGCUGCAAAAUCUUGCGGACAUGGAUAUCACAUUCCAAGCGCUGAAGGAGACUGACAUAGGAAGGCACGUGAAUCGGUUGCGAAAGCAUCCCUCCAAUGACGUUCGGAGAUUGGUGAAGCUUCUUGUCAGGAAGUGGAAGGAGAUUGUAGAUGAGUGGGUGAAGCUGAAUCCACAAAGAGGAAGGAGCACUCUCAUGGCUGAUGGAGAUUCGCCUCCCCAGAAAACCACCCUAAACGGGCAUCAUCCUCAGAUUCCUGAUUUUGCUAACUCGCCAAAUCCACAUAAUGGGAGUUCUGGGUCUGACCGCAACAACUCUGAAGCAGAACUAAAACCAAAACCAAAAGUAAUUCAUCGCAAUGAAGCUCUGCCCAAAUCAACGCCAUCACCAUCAGUUCCUACCCCUGCUUCUGCCCCUCUAAAAAGACAGUUAGAACAUAGAGAGAGCAAUUUUGAUGCGGAGAGACUUGCUUCGGCAAGAAGACGGCUCCAAGAGAACUACAAAGAAGCUGAAAAUGCCAAAAAGCAAAGAACGAUUCAGGUGAUGGACAUCCAUGAAUUACCAAAGUCAAAACCCAAGAAUGCCUUCUUUGGAAAGAACAAAGGCGGUGGUGGUUCUCAGGGAAGGCACUGGUGAUACAUGUUACAUAAUUGGUGCCAUUGUACGUGGGAAAAAAGGCUUGUGGGGGGUGCUGGAGAAAGUCCUAAACCCGGUUCAUCCCUGUUGAUUUUUCCUCCCGAUGAUAAACCUAUUCUUUCUUGUGGCUUUUAUUUACUUAAACUAAUAAAUGACCGAAGGAAAAAAAUCACAAUAUUUUUCUUUUUGAAAGGGUACUUACCAACCACCAACUUUUGUCGGUAUGUUGAGGAGCACAUGAUUUCAGGAAUUAGGAUGGGGAUGGGAUUGAUAGUGCCGUGGUGUAGGUUGAAAAAGGGUUUUCCCUAAAGAUUUUAAAACGUUUUUUCGGGUUGAAGUUUUAAUUUAAGUAUAUUGG